UUUCUUUUCGCUUAGCUUUCCCACUCGAACAAGGAUUUCGCUAUUCCAGAACCGAAUCCUUCACCUUCACCUACUUAAAUUCUACUCCAACUCAAAUACUCUUUCUUCUACAACUCCUUAAUCUAUAUAAACCUUUUUACUGCUCGAUCCCACCUCCACAAGUUUCCCGGUGAAGGCCAAGGUCUUCUAACAAUCCCAAAUUCUUCACCAUGAUGCUCAGAAUUCGAAGUCGCGAUGGUCUGGAGCGAGUUUCUGUUGAUAACCCGCAUAUCACAGUGGCCCAACUCCAGUCUUUAAUUCAAUCCCAGCUUCAAAUUCCCAUACACAAUCAAACUCUCUCAACCAACCAAAACCUCCUGCUUGCUAAAACUCAUGAAGAUCUUCUCCGAUUUACUGAUAUGUCUAACCCCAAUACCCCUCUUUCUGCUCUCAAUCUCUCUCACGGGUCUAUCGUAUUUCUGGCCUACGAGGGAGAACGUAGGGUUGCUGGGCCAGCGUUCAGCCCUGCCGGCUCCUUCGGCCGCAAGAUGACCAUGGAUGAUCUAAUCGCCAAACAAAUGCGAGUUAGCCGACAGGAAAACCCGCAUUGCGAGUUGGUUUCCUUCGAUCGGGAUUGUGCCAACGCGUUCCAGCAUUAUGUGAAUGAGACCCUCGCUUUCGCGGUGAAAAGAGGGGGAUUCAUGUACGGUACCGUCUCGGAGGUGGGCAAGGUUGAGGUGAAUUUCAUAUACGAGCCACCCCAGCAAGGUUCGGAAGAUAAUUUAUUGUUAUCCAGGGACCCCGAUGAGGAGAAGUUAGUGGAAGCUAUUGCGGUAGGGUUGGGGAUGAGGAAAGUUGGGUUUAUAUUCACACAGACCAUCAGUCAGGAUAAAAAAGAUUAUACUUUGUCAAACAGGGAGGUUCUUCAGGCUGCGGAGUUACACGCGGAGAGUGGGUUGAAUGAGUGGGUGACAGCUGUAGUGAAGCUGGAGGUGAAUGAGGAUGCUGGUGCGGAUGUUCACUUUGAAGCUUUUCAGAUGAGUGAUACGUGCAUUAAAUUGUUCAAAGAAGGAUGGUUUGAAACAGAAAUUGGUAACGAUGACGAUCCCAAGUUGUCAAAGAUGAAGAAAGAUGUAGUUGUUGGAGUUAAAGAUACUAGAGAGGUUGAUAAUGACUUCUUUUUGGUGGUGGUAAAGAUCUUUGAUCAUCAGGGUCCACUUUCAUCCAUAUUUCCCAUUGAGAACCGGAACACUCAAGUUACAAUGAAGGCACUGAAGAAUCAUCUUGAGCGCACAAAAAAUCUUCCAUUUGUAAAGAGAAUAUCUGAUUUUCAUCUUCUCCUCGUCCUAGCAAGGGUUUUAGACGUGGCUGCUGAUGUACCGGCAUUGAUGGAAUGCGUGCAGACACAGAGUGCUGUACCAGAAGGUUACCAGAUCCUGAUUGAGUCCAUGGCCAAUACUGCUUGAUGUUGUGUGCAGCAAACCAGAUGUACCAUGAGCUUCUAAUGCAUUUAGGUUUAAGGUCCUCCGCUGUUAUGUGAUUUUCUUUACAAUGCUAUUUAUAGCUUCCGAGCCCCUUCCUGCCUUGUGACUGCUUUGAGUUAUACAAUGCUUGUAUGCCUGGUUACUUGUACAUUGGUUCAUUUAAUCUAUAAAUGCUGCUGAAAGCUUUGAAUUUCUCUUCACUGGAAAAG
This is a messenger RNA of Neltuma alba, 1672 nucleotides long. RefSeq names its product NPL4-like protein 1. The coding region runs from base 210 to 1445 and encodes 411 amino acids. NCBI's taxonomy places the organism in Eukaryota, Viridiplantae, Streptophyta, Magnoliopsida, Fabales, Fabaceae. Gene Ontology annotation, molecular function: ubiquitin protein ligase binding; ubiquitin binding. The record is from RefSeq and is a predicted model, not a curated record. Gene Ontology annotation, cellular component: nucleus. The transcript has 2 exons. Gene Ontology annotation, biological process: ubiquitin-dependent protein catabolic process.